AGGUACAACAAUAAAACAUGAACACAGUCUAAUAAGAAAAUAUGAGCACAACCAAAACAGAUUUUCUGUUACGCAACAAGCUGUGCAGUGUGUUGUACAUAAUUGAAACAGAAGAAAAAUCAAUGUGUUCUAACUGUUCUGUUUUGAAAACAGAAAAAUAUUUCCUAUGCCGAGGAAAACAUUAUCAGAGUGAAUACUAAUCACUGAAAUCCCAUAGAAAACCCCAAAACUUUAAAAAGCAGUGGGAACAGUCUUUUUCCGUUAAGGAUUCCUAUGUGCAAGGUGGCCGUAUGUACUCCAACCCCCCUUGUCACUCGUGCAUGGUGUCCGCAAGCGCGCAAGUGUGGAUUCCCGUACAUUUGAGAAGGUCGGGAGGCAAUAAAUCUGGAAUGAUUGAUGAUCAUUGAUCCCUUUGAAUGAGUGAUCCAUUCACACAUCCCGACAGCGAGGUGACGACUGCCACAGUAUUGCCAUUCGCCUUGAUUGCGUGACCAUAUGCAGCGCCUGCUACGGGCCGUAGCCAAGUACCUGCUCGUGGUCGGGGUGUGCUGUCCUGCGGCUGUCCACGGCCUGGAGUGCAUGGUGGGCAUACAGGAAUGCCACUGCGGAUGGGCUUGUACCGGCGGUUUGGAUGAAGCCGCCUCCAGGGACCUUGACGCGGCGCACAGGAACCAGACGUGCCAGCGUGCCCUACCGCUACUGGCUUAUCCCCCGGCGCGGACGUGCCCGGGUAACGCGGACGUGUGCCUGUACUAUACCGAUAUACAGCUGGCGCCCUACCUUAACGGCACCGUCGUGGGACGGGCGCGCUUCGGGAACUGCUACCGUCCGGGCACCGGCACACCGGCCAACCAGUCCACCUACUACCCGGUCUUCACGCUACCGGACACGGUCCGCCACAUCGACGGCAUAGGCGCGCGCGUGGGCCCGCAGGGCUUCGCCGGACAGAACUUUCUGUGCAGCCGUGUGGAUUAUGAGCGACGUCCUAGCGGCGAGGAUGAGUACGCGGUGUACUGCCUGUGCCGGCUGAACAAGUGCAACCUGGACCUGCAGACCAUGGGCGCGCUGCCGGUGGAUCCCGGUAAGGAUGUUGAUGCCCGUAUCGUGGACCUGUACAAGAACCCUAAUACCAGUGCACCGACGCUGACGCCGGUGGAGAUCAACAACACACCAGCAGCGAAUGCCACGCGGCGUCCGGAUACGAUGGACGCCGCGUGCGGAACACAUCCCGACAGCGAGGACUGCAAUUCACCGGCUACACGUUCCGGGGCGACGCAGCUGCGCCAUCAAGCUGGGCGUCUGUGGUGUGUGCUUGCUGGAUGGACUUUACACCGCGUAAUAUUAUGUAAGCAGUCUUUCCCUUGUCAUUUUAUGUAAUCCUUUAUGCGCCGCGCUUUUUGGAGCUUAUAAUGAGGAGUUAUGCAGGCCUUAGUGUGAUGGCUGCACUGCCGCUCUAGAAUACGUAGUUUAUCCGGAGUACUUAAAAAUACUAUUAAAUUUAACAACAGUAUAAUAUAAAAUUUUAGUAUCGUAUCUUAUUUUAGCACUGUACUGUAAUCACUUAUAUAUGUAAAAUCAGCAAAUAAAAAAAAUAUAAAAAAAAAACAGGAAACGGUAUUUAGCGCGAAUUCUUCGCAAUGCACGAUUGCUACUACA
Paramacrobiotus metropolitanus is the source of this 1656-nucleotide messenger RNA. RefSeq lists its product as uncharacterized. The transcript has 2 exons. The record is from RefSeq and is a predicted model, not a curated record. NCBI's taxonomy places the organism in Eukaryota, Metazoa, Tardigrada, Eutardigrada, Parachela, Macrobiotidae. Bases 496 to 1377 code for a protein of 293 amino acids.